Messenger RNA from Cryptomeria japonica (Japanese cedar), 2216 nucleotides. RefSeq names its product serine carboxypeptidase-like 51. The transcript has 14 exons. Gene Ontology annotation, biological process: proteolysis. NCBI's taxonomy places the organism in Eukaryota, Viridiplantae, Streptophyta, Pinopsida, Cupressales, Cupressaceae. Gene Ontology annotation, molecular function: serine-type carboxypeptidase activity. The record is from RefSeq and is a predicted model, not a curated record. The coding region runs from base 623 to 1984 and encodes 453 amino acids.
GUAAUGUGUUAGUAAGUACCUCCAAUGCUCUGUAACCCAUAUCAAACGUGCGAUGUUGAAUGGGACUCAUUUACCCAAACAGUAAUGCUAAAUUGACCAAGUUCAUGUGCAUUCCAAACAGGUCAUUAAAAUAGCAGUAACCCAACGGUGGCUCGGAUUGCAAAGGCUUGUAGCUUUAAGAAAAAACAAAAACAGGCUACAGUUAUACAUCAAGUGUAAAACUUGGUCGAAUCAUUUCCUCUGCGUUUCUUCAUAUCCGGUUUAGGUAGUUCUAACCAUUGCUAUGCAAGCAGCAGGGAUACCAUACAAUCUAUAUAGUAGUAAAGUCCUACAGCACCCAUUUGCAUAUACUUGACAAGAUUUCAAUCCCUCAACUAACUUCACUAAGCAGUUUUCAUGUAAAGGAUAGCUGUCUACCAAUUUGGCUGUAAAUAGUGCUUGCCACAUCAUUAUGUCUGAAUUUUGUUCCCCUUGUCAUUCAAUCUACGAAUGACAGGUGAUUCCAUGAUGACAAGAGAGCAUAAUUAACUGCACACGUGGUCAGAAGUUUGGAAGUUUCAGAGUGACAGAACACAAAAACAGGUUUUCUUCUACGAAAGCUUAAGUGGGUACUCUUGGAGACAUGACUUACUCACAUGCAAAGGGACACCUGUUGAUUUUAGUAUGGUGUUUAGCAACCAGCUAUUCGGCUUUUGCAUACAAUUUCAUUUCAGGAACACCAGAUGGAUCUGAAGCGUGGGGUUAUAUUGAAGUCAGGCCGAAGGCCCACAUGUUCUGGUGGCUUUACCACAGUCCUGGAGGUACGAGGAAUUCAUGGCCCCUUAUUCUGUGGUUGCAAGGUGGACCGGGCUCUUCAGCUGUUGGAAUAGGAAAUUUUCAAGAAAUUGGCCCAUUGAACACUAAAUUGAAGCCUCGGGCAUCAACUUGGUUGCAAAAAGCAGAUCUUUUAUUCCUGGACAGUCCUGUUGGUUCAGGUUUUAGCUAUGUGGAAAAUGACACAUUGGUGGCUCAUACGGAUGCUGCAGCAGCAGAUGAUCUGUUAACAUUUCUCAAGGAAUUUGAGAAAAUAAACAGAACCUUGCAAAACAGACCUAUUUUUAUAGUUGCAGAAUCAUAUGGAGGAAAGCAUGCAAGUAUGCUCGGUCUUGCCUUGAGCAAAGCUAUUGCUGCUGGACAACUUAUGGUCAAACUUGGAGGAGUUGCUUUAGGUGAUAGCUGGAUUUCGCCUGUAGAUUAUGUGAUUUCAUGGGGACCUGUACUUAAGGUUGUAUCACGACUGGAAGACAUUGAUAAGGCCCACGGUGUUGCUCUGGAAAUUCAGGAUCAGGUAGCAAAGGGGAAGUAUCUACAAGCAAAAGACUCUUGGUCCAGACUUCAGUAUAUAAUUAGCUCUAAUAGCAAUAAUGUGGAUUUCUACAAUUUUCUCCUUGAUUCAAGGGAUGAUCCUGUUUCAUCAGUAGUAGACGCCUUAGAAAGUGGGACUCCUAGACAUUACUUGCGAUAUCUGAACUUCAAAACAAAUUCGAAAAAAGAUGAAUCAAAUUUUGACCUACAAGCAUUUAUGAAUGGAGUGAUCCGUGAAAAACUGAAGAUCAUCCCACCAAGCAUAAAAUGGGGUGCGCAGUCAGGUCUUGUCUUCGAAGCACUCGGAAAUGACUUCAUGAAGAGUACAGUCGAUGAGGUGGAUGAACUCUUAUCUCGAGGCGAAAAAGUGACAAUUUACAAUGGGCAGUUGGAUUUGAUCUGUGCAACAAUGGGAACAGAAGCUUGGGUUCAACGAUUGAAGUGGAAGGGAUUGGCAGAAUUCAAUUCCAAAAAACGCACUCCACUCUACUGCAACGGUUCACAGACAUAUGGGUUUAUCAAAUCAUACAGCAAUCUACAAUUCUUCUGGAUUCUCGGGGCAGGGCACUUUGUACCUCUUGAUCAACCAUGUUUGGCUCUGAAAAUGGUCGAUAUGAUCAUAAACAUGGUGAGACAGUGAUGUAUCAACGCCUUUGCUCCGCUGUUAUGUGUUUGAAAAAUUAAGAUUUACAUUUAUAAUUAAGUCAAUCUUAGUGGCUUAUUUUAAUGUUAGUUUGGAGUUAAUUUUCUGUAAUAUCUGUAAUAAGAAUGGGAAAGUUAUGGGAAUGCAAUGAUCUAUAAUUAUUUGCACAAUUCAUUGUAAAGUCUUAACAAAUUCAAUUUUAUUAUUAUUCAUGUUUAUUAAUGUGCAA